AUUCACACGAGGUAUGAAAAAAUUGAGUCAAGAGCAGCACUUCUCUAAGAAUAUUAGACCAUCGACCAAUGCUGGCCUUUGCAAGUACAAGAAGUUAAUUUUCCACCUGCCAUCAACGAGUAGUGUUAAAGCAGGAAAAGUAGCAGUUCGUCGUUCGCCAAAGCAUUUCUGUUGUGGUUGUGACCGUGAACGCAUCAGAAGGCCAAGGACAUCCAUCGUCAGUGUCAGUGUCAACAGCCAACAGUAGCCAAUACAUCAAUAAAAUAUCAGAUUAAAAAUCGACAAUGAGUUGGAAAAUAGUCACACUAGUGGUACUUAUAACAGCAGCGGCUGGUCAAAACGAAUCGACGUCAUCGGACAGCGAAAUUAUUGAUGUACCCGAAAAGGUCGGUGCACCUUUACCAGGACCUAUGGACGAAUGUGAUCCCGAUAUGAUAGGAUUUGAACUGGUCACAGGUUACGUAUUCUCUGCCCCGGGGAACGUCUUAGAUUCGAUCCCUGGAACGCUGAUGUUAACGGACUGCCUAGAAAUGUGCCAAGGAAAUGAUAGCUGCCGCGCCGUCAAUUAUGAAACAGGACUUUGCAUUAUCUUUAGUGCAAAUGCUGAUGUUCUACCUGGUGCGUUAACGAAAUCUCAGUUUCCCGUCUUCACGAUCUACGCACAAAAAUCGUGUCUUGGAGUGAAACCGUGCGAAAGAGCGUGGUGCAUAGAUCGCGUACAAAAUUACCGUCUGGUGGGUUAUUCUAAAAGUCAGCAAGUUGUAAAUUCCCGUCAGGAAUGCCUGGAACUAUGUCUUGGAGAGACAGAAUUUGCCUGCAGAUCGUCGAACUACAACAAUUUCACCGGGGAAUGCGAACUGUCGAGUAUGGAUAGAAUCACAUUAGCGGGUAGUACCGCAUUUCAACAAGCAAACGGGUACGAGUAUUUAGAAAAUAACUGCGUCGAAGAGCCGACUAAACUUUGCGAAUUCAAAAAGCUGAAAGGCCGCAUCAUGAAAACGGUAGAUUCUGUAUAUCAAGAUGUUGGAUCGGUAGAUGAAUGUCGCGAACUUUGCCUUAACUCACCUUACCGUUGCCAUUCCUACGAUUAUGGUGAUACCGGUGAUAUGGUCUGUCGUCUUAGCCAUCACUCACGCGCCACCUUAGCCGACAUACAGGAUCCUUACCUUGACGUUCCAGAAGGGGCGACGUACGAACUUAGCUCAUGUUACAACGUAAGCAUCGACUGCCGCUCUGGUGACAUGGUCGCCCGUAUUCAAACUAGCAAACUGUUCGAUGGAAAGAUUUACGCUAAAGGUAGCCCUAACUCUUGCGUACGGGACGUUAAUAACAGCUUGGAAUUUGAAUUGCACAUGGCAUACGACGAUCUCGAAUGUAACGUUAAAAAGAAUGGCCUUGGAAGAUAUGUUAAUGACGUUGUAAUACAGCAUCAUGACAAAAUAGUAACGAGCUCCGAUUUAGGACUUGCAGUCACCUGCCAGUACGAUUUAACUAACAAAAGCGUUACAAACGAGGUGGAUUUAGGAGUUCACGGAGACAUUCAACCCGCUCUAUCGGAAGAAGUCACCGUCGACUCGCCGAACGUCGCGAUGAAAAUUACGGACAGAAGUGGAGGAGACGUUAUGCCCACCGCCGAAGUUGGAGAUCCUCUUGCACUUCGUUUCGAGAUUAUCGACAAGAACAGCCCCUACGAAAUUUUUGUUCGGGAUUUGGUGGCAAUGGACGGUGUGGAUUCUAGCGAGAUCGUUUUAAUAGACUCAUCCGGCUGCCCUACGGACCACUUUAUUAUGGGACCCAUUUACAAGUCGGCGGAUUCGGGAAAGAUUCUAUUAUCGCACUUCGACGCCUUCAAAUUUCCAUCUUCAGAAGUAGUUCAAUUCCGUGCUCUAGUGACUCCAUGCAUGCCAGCCUGCGAGCCGAUCCAAUGUGAUCAAGAAGAAGAAUCAACUGGAGAAUUGCGUUCCGUUGAAUCGUACGGGAAGCGCAGAAGACGUCGCUCAACCGCCGAAGUAAACGAAGAUAUGAUUUUAGUGCAGUCGAUUCAAAUUACCGACAAAUUCGGUUUCGAACGUGAUAUGAAUACAAGUAGGUCUAUUGGCAGUGAAGCCGUGUAUAUCCCCAAUAAUGAACCGGGACUAUGCGUUAAUAUGGCGGGAUUAAUAGUUGCCGGAACCGUCUUUUUAGCGGCGCAAUUGGCUGUUAUCGCCGCCUGGACCUUCAUUUGGCAAAGGCGACGACUUGGACAUAAAUUACAUUCCGAUGCAAUGUCGGUAAGUGUAAGUUUGCCAUCGGGACUAAGUGGUAACCGUACGGAUAGUCUUUGUAAAUUAUACGACGCCGGUUAUGCUCACUCUCGUAGAUUUUAAGACAGCCACUUUAUGUGUUCCAUAUUCUGACAUUUUAUCGGCCAAUCGCGUGUGAUAGCUAUACUUAUGAGUUUAUUUCAGAUUAAACGUUAUAAUUACAAGUGUCGCCACCGUUAUGUGACCACCGAAAUUAUACGUUAUACUUGUAUUAGCAUGAUAUCCAAGAAACAGGUGCUAUUUAUCUAUUUGAACUAUAAUUAACUACAUUUAACUGUAAGAAUGUUUAGCCUGUACCCCCCACGUAUAAAUUAUCCCUAAUUGUUUAGCGUGAACCCAUAUUCACUUCUAAAUCGACGAACUCGUGCACUUUAAGCGACGAGUUGAAAAGUAACGUUAUUUGCAUUACUCGCCUAUUUCCUUUGCAGCCAAUACUUCAGCCAAAUUAGCUUCUGGGUUAGGUUAUACACUUUAUGAAGUCAAGUAGUUAUAACGUUACUUUAGAUGCCGGUGGCGCAGUAUUAAGGACUCCAGGACGAUCGUGUAUGCUCCGGUAUUAAGUGUGAGUGAGAAAAAUUGCUAUUAGUGAUAUAAGAGUGCAUGUACUUUUGAAUGAUAUUUAUAAAUGCUUGUCCUCGUUUCCUAAUACUAGAAGCGCCGAUUUUGCUUAUAGAUUAUAAACUGUAAUUGAAUAAAAGCAAAAUCGUCACGAGAAAGCGCCAAAUUUUUAUCCUUCCAUUAUAGCGUUAUAUAUAAUUUAAAUUUAAGAGCAUAAUAAUUAUGUACCGACAAUUCAGCUGAUUAUUGAUCUGAAUAAACAAUUUCAUACAA
This is a messenger RNA of Photinus pyralis (common eastern firefly), 3134 nucleotides long. RefSeq lists its product as uncharacterized. The transcript has 7 exons. The record is from RefSeq and is a predicted model, not a curated record. Lineage: Eukaryota; Metazoa; Arthropoda; Insecta; Coleoptera; Lampyridae. Bases 285 to 2366 code for a protein of 693 amino acids.